ACUGCCCCUCCCCCUCUGCAGAAUAAACAGGUAGACAGUGAAAGUGAAAGUCAGUCUCCAUUUUGUGUGGAGGGGAAAAUACAGCAUUUCAGGAGUAAAAACACAGGUUUGAUUUAACACACCGAUGUUGGAGUGAAGUAAACGUGUGUCCUGCUGUAAUCUGGAGAAGGAGACAUGACCUCCAACAUGAGUGUGUCUGGAAAACAGGACUUAAAGAGAGACGAGAGAAUGAUGGAGGGAAAGAGAUCAGACUCACCAGAACCCAGCUGUGUGUCCAUGAAGAGUGAUGAGUCAAUGCAUCAUCCAUUUACCUUCAGAGACGGAGCCAGUUCUCCUGAUGUGAGACCACAACAGAAGAAAUCAAACCUCAGCAGAAAUCAGCUGGACUCCAUAUUCAAGGAGCUGGAACACAAAGUCAUCACUCUGAUGAAGAAUGAGCUGAAGAGGUUUAGGAAGCUCCUGAGUCCAGAUUACCCAGCAUGCACUGAGAGGGAGGUGCAGGAUGAGGAGGAUCUGCACAGUGUCAGAGACGGAGCGCUGAAGAUCACACUGCACUUCCUGAAGAACAUGAACCACACAGAUCUCGCUAACACACUGCACAACAAACUCGCCUCUGUGUAUCAGCCAAAGCUGAAAUCCAGCCUGAGAGAGAAGUUUAAAAGAAUUAAUGAAGGAAUCUCACAGCAUGGAAGCUCAGCACUUCUGAAUGAGAUCUACACAGAUCUCUACAUCACAGAGGGUUGGAGUGGAGACGUCAAUAAUGAACAUGAGGUGAGACAGAUUGAGACAGCGUCCAGGAGACCAGCAACACAGGAGACACCCAUCAAAUGUAACGAUCUCUUUAAAGACAAGUCCAUCAGAAGUGUUCUGACUAAAGGAGUUGCUGGAAUUGGAAAAACAGUCUCUGUGCAGAAGUUCAUUCUGGACUGGGCUGAAGGAAAAGCAAAUCAGGACGUCACCUUCAUGCUUCCACUUCCCUUUAGAGAGCUGAAUCUGAUGAAGCAGAAACAGCUCAGUCUGAUGGAUCUUCUUCAUCACUUUUUCCCUGAAAUAAGAAAACUAGAAGUAAUAGACUGUGACUCCUACAAAGUGGUGUUGAUCUUUGAUGGUCUGGAUGAGUGUCGACUUCCUCUAAAUUUCCAGAAGAAUGAGAGACUGUGUGAUGUGACAGAGUCAGCCUCAGUGGAUGUGCUGCUGACGAACCUCAUCAAGGGGAAUCUGCUUCCCUCUGCUCUCCUCUGGAUCACCUCUCGACCAGGAGCAGCCAGUCAGAUCCCUCCUGAGUGUGUAGACCAGGUGACAGAGGUACGAGGGUUCAGUGAUCCUCAGAAAGAGGAGUACUUCAGGAAGAGGAUCAGUGAUCGGAGCCUGGCCAAUAAAAUCAUCUCACACAUGAAGUCUUCAAGAAGCCUCUACAUCAUGUGCCACAUCCCAGUCUUCUGCUGGAUCUCAGCCACUGUUCUAGAGAGAAUGUUGGGUGGAGCAGAGAGUGGAGAGAUCCCCAAGACUCUGACUCAAAUGUUCACACACUUCCUGAUCUUUCAGAUCAAACACAAGGAGCAAAAGUACCAUCAGAAAUGUGACCCUGAUCCUCAGCAGACCAGAGCGAGUAUCCUGGCACUGGGAAAACUGGCUUUCCAACAGCUGGAGAAAGGAAACCUGAUCUUCUAUGAGGAAGACCUGAGAGAGUGUGGCAUUGAUGUGAGAGAAGUGUCAGUGUACUCAGGAGUGUGUACCCAAAUCUUCAGAGAGGAGUUUGGGCUUCACCUGGGGAAGGUGUUCAGCUUUGUACAUCUGAGUGUUCAGGAGUUUCUGGCUGCUUUAUACACAUUUCUCUCCUUCAUCAGCAGAAAUGUAACAGAACAACCAACCACAUUUAUGUCUGAUCUCAGAAAGUCAGACAUGUCUGAUCUCCUCAGGAGUGCAGUGGACAAGGCCUUACAGAGUGAGAACGGACACCUGGACCUGUUCCUCCGCUUCCUUCUGGGUCUCUCACUGGAGUCCAAUCAGACUCUCUUACGAGGCUUAAUGCCCCAGACAGGAAGCAGCUCUCACAGCAAACAGGAAACAGUCGAGUACAUCAAGGAGAAGAUCAGGGAGAAUCCAUCUCCAGAGAAAUCCAUCAAUCUGUUCCACUGUCUGAAUGAACUGAAUGAUCAUUCUCUAGUGCAGGAAGUACAGUCUUACCUGAACAGAGGAGGUCACAGUCGUCUCAGUGGAACCAGACUCUCUCCUGCUCAGUGGUCAGCUCUGGUGUUUGUGUUACUGAACUCAGAUCAGGAGCUGGAUGUGUUUAAUUUGAGGAAAUAUGACCCAUCAGAGAAAUGUCUUCUGAAGCUGCUGCCAGUGGUCAAAGCCUCCAGAAGAGCUGAGCUGCGUGUGUGUAAACUGACAGAGGAAAGCUGUAGAGUUCUGUCCUCAGUUCUCAGAUCAAACUCCUCCAGACUGAGAGAACUGAACCUGAGUCACAAUUAUAACCUGCAGGAUUCAGGAGUGAAGCUGCUCUCUGCUGGACUGGAGAAUCCACACUGUACACUGGAGAUACUGAGGCUGCGUGUGUGUGAUCUCACAGAGGAAAGCUGUAGAGUUCUGUCCUCAGUUCUCAGAUCAAACUCCUCCAGACUGAGAGAACUGAACCUGAGUGUCAAUAACCUGCAGGAUUCAGGAGUGAAGCUGCUCUCUGCUGGACUGGAGAAUCCACACUGUACACUGGAGAUACUGAGGCUGUGUGGGUGUAAUCUGACAGAGGAAAGCUGUAGAGUUCUGUCCUCAGUUCUCAGAUCAAACUCCUCCAGACUGAGAGAACUGAACCUGAGUGUCAAUAACCUGCAGGAUUCAGGAGUGAAGCUGCUCUCUGCUGGACUGGAGAAUCCACACUGUACACUGGAGACACUGAGUCUGUGUGUGUGUAAACUGACAGAGGAAAGCUGUAGAGUUCUGUCCUCAGUUCUCAGAUCAAACUCCUCCAGACUGAGAGAACUGAACCUGAGUGACAAUAACCUGCAGGAUUCAGGAGUGAAGCUGCUCUCUGCUGGACUGGAGAAUCCACACUGUACACUGGAGAUACUGAGGCUGUGUGUGUGUGAUCUGACAGAGGAAAGCUGUAGAGUUCUGUCCUCAGUUCUCAGAUCAAACUCCUCCAGACUGAGAGAACUGAACCUGACUCACAAUAACCUGCAGGAUUCAGGAGUGAAGCUGCUCUCUGCUGGACUGGAGAAUCCACACUGUACACUGGAGACACUGAGGAUGUGGAACUGCAGUAUUACAGAUGAAGGCUGUGCUGCUCUGGCUUCUGCUCCGAGGUCAAACUCCUCAUCACACCUGAGAGAACUGAAUCUGAAUGGUAAUAAUCCAGGAGAAUCAGGAGAGAAGCUGCUCUCUGAUCUACUGAAGGAUCCACACUGUAACCUGGAGACACUACACAUUAACUAUAAUAAACUCACCAGGACUGGCGUAUGACAGGAGUCUCACCUCAAACCUCUUCUCCAGGAUAAAGCAGUCUUGGUGAAGAGUUAGAACCCGUCCCACAUUUCCAGCAGUUUGGGAGCUGUAUCAUUGAACUUAAAGGGGCAGAGCAGAAACAAAGUCAAGAACAGGCAGAAGGUCAUACACAGGAGAAAUCAACACACAUAACCAAAUAUCUGCUGUACAAAGCAACGGCACCGAUCUGCCCCGGGGAUGGAGACUGACGAGGCUUAAGUACACGUCCGGAAAUGUACAGCCAACUCAUCCCAAAGCACGAGGCGGGAGCAGGCACGUACAAGAUGUGAUCGUCCAAUGGCAAGCCGGAACAUGAUGCAUUGCAGUGGACUGGGCUUAAAAGAGGAGGAGACAAGACACCCAUCCCUCCCCUGACAUAGACACACAAAUGGAACAUAGUACAAAUAGAAAUAAAACUGAGGACAUAACAAUGGUCAAGUAUCAAAUAUAAUGUAAACUUGCAUCGAUGAAGUUAAUGUUGUUAGUAAUUGUUCAUAAAUUACCAUGGUAACACAGAGCUCCAAGGUAUAAAAAUAUGGAGUUUGUCAUCAACCAAACAGUAACCAGUUUUAAUACCUAUAAAAGUUUACGUAGUAAAAUUUAGCAAAGCGCUUUACAGUAAAUUCAAAUGUAAAAUUAAACUAAUGAAAUGUUGUGCAGCACAUGCUUAUGUUAAUUUUUGUUACAUUAUAUGAUCAUAUAAAUAAAUAAAUACUCCCAAAGUCACCAGAAUUGAAAGCUUUGGUGCUGUUAAACAUUUAGAGAUUGAGGUUGUGGUGACUCAGUAUUUCACUCAGUAUAUCUGGGUAAGACACAGUGAACGACUCACUGCUGGCAUUCAUGAAGAGGUCAUAAACUCCACUGGAAUAAUAAAUAGGUCUAAUAAAACCAUGAGUGGAAAUUAUUGGUGUAAAUUUGUUAGGUUAGGCUUCCUCCAACCAGGAACUAUAUCCUCCAGUCCACGCGGUGGCGGUAACGCGCCUAACAGCUGCGUCUCCGACCAGUAGAAAUCACAGAAGAAGAAAAAGCUGCAGCGGGUAUCUCCCGAGCAGUUGAGUUAUUACACCGAACUAAUCAUCUCCAAAUUAAAUAAUUUCUGACAGUUUUACAGUUAGAUCCGGUUUAAACAUAAAAGCUGGUUAUUUUGUCUGUGUUUGAGGAAUUAAAAAUAAAACGUUCUGUUUUUAAACCCGAGGUAAGUUAAACGGAAGCUGUGUGGCUGAAUCCCAAAUCGAUGUCAUUUCCGGUUUAAGUGCACUACAUUAGGGAUGAAAUAAUGACGGUCUACACCCUAUCUAGUGCACUAUUUAACUCAUGAGGAGAGAUUUGUAAUUCUGUUUUAGCGGCACUAUUUAUAACCUUACUUUAUCCUAAAAUCCAUUGUUUGCUCCCUGCUUAUAGCAACUAAAAUAAACAACAGUGAGUGUAAAAGUGGCUAAGUAAUUUAGCAGCUAAAAUAACUUUAUAUUUCUGUAAUGUUUUUAAUGUAUAAACUGAUAAACCGAGGUAAAGUUGGGUUUAUAUUGGACAUUCACUUAACAUUCGAGCUUCUCUCUUCGAUUUCUCAAGAAAUAAACACAAAAAGGACAAAAAUGUGUGUGUGUAGCUGGCGAGUUCACGUUGUAAAGACAUACUACGCGCAUGCGCACGUAAGCAUUCAUGUCAACAUGUCCGCCAUAUUGAUGAGGGAAAGACCACGCUGUAAACAAAUACAAGUAAACGGAGGAGCUUUGGCUUUAGACAUUAUAUAUACAUUGUCUUUAGACAUUUAGCUCAUUGUCUUUAGACAUUAUUUUACUUGUUUACUUUUGAUCAUAAUGUUUGAAUUAGACAUUACUGAUCUUACUCGCGCUACACUCUGUAUCUGUGUACGAGAUGUGAUCGUCCAAUGGCACAUUGCAGUGGACUGGGCUUAAAAGAGGAGGAGACAAGACACCCAUCCCUCCCCCGACAUAGACACACGAAUGGAACAUAGUACAAACAGAAAUACAACUGAGGACGUAACAAUGGCCAAGUAUCAAAUAAAAUGUAAACUUGCAUUGA
Molecule: messenger RNA, 5523 nt
Organism: Ictalurus punctatus (channel catfish)
Lineage: Eukaryota; Metazoa; Chordata; Actinopteri; Siluriformes; Ictaluridae
Product: NACHT, LRR and PYD domains-containing protein 12
Exons: 13
Coding region: 175-3459 (1094 amino acids)
Molecular function (GO): protein binding
Source: RefSeq, a predicted model, not a curated record